Messenger RNA from Hevea brasiliensis (rubber tree), 3910 nucleotides. Its product is annotated as probable leucine-rich repeat receptor-like protein kinase At1g35710. Bases 1 to 3657 code for a protein of 1218 amino acids. The transcript is spliced from 2 exons. Gene Ontology annotation, cellular component: plasma membrane. The record is from RefSeq and is a predicted model, not a curated record. Lineage: Eukaryota; Viridiplantae; Streptophyta; Magnoliopsida; Malpighiales; Euphorbiaceae. Gene Ontology annotation, molecular function: protein binding; ATP binding; protein kinase activity. Gene Ontology annotation, biological process: hormone-mediated signaling pathway; protein phosphorylation.
AUGAGUAGAACUCAAAAGCUUUCUCUUCUCUUUCACUUUCUGCUCUCUUUUCCCCCAUUACAGGUUAUCUCAUCACCAAGAACACAAGCAGAAGCUCUAAUCCAUUGGAGAAACAGUUUAUCUUCUUCACCUCCUUCUCUCAAUUCAUGGUACCUCACCAACCUCAAUAAUCUUUGCAACUGGACUGCCAUUUCCUGCGACCCCACUGGAGCAGUCUCCAAAAUAAACCUUUCCAACUUAAACAUAACCGGAACUCUGAACCAAUUCAACUUUUCUUCAUUUGCAAACAUCAUCAGCUUUGACGUGAAGAAUAACAAUAUAGAGGGAACGAUACCAGCAGCUAUUUGUAGCCUCUCCAAGCUCACUUACUUGGACUUGAGUGUCAACUAUUUUUCGGGCAACAUUCCUGUUGAGCUGGGAAGAUUAACAGAGCUUCUGUAUCUUAGUCUUUAUGACAACAAUCUCAAUGGUACCAUUCCUUAUCAACUCAGCAAUCUUCAAAAGGUAUGGUACUUGGACCUUGGAGCAAACUUUUUGGAAAACUCUGACUGGUCUAAAUUUUCAAGUAUGCCUUCAUUGAUGCAUCUUAGCUUUUAUAAUAAUGAACUUACUUUAGGAUUUCCUGAUUUCAUAUCCAAUUGCCGGAACUUGACCUUUCUAGAUUUGUCAUACAAUCGGUUGACCGGCAUGAUACCAGAAUGGGCUUUCACCAAUCUGGGAAGGACUAAAUAUUUCAAUCUUACUGACAAUUUAUUCCAAGGACCAUUGUCAUCAAACAUUUCCAAGCUUUCCAAUCUCAAACAUCUUCGUCUACAAAAUAAUGGUUUUAGUGGUCAGAUUCCUGAAAGUAUCGGUUCGUUGUCUGGUCUUGAAAUUCUUGAGUUGUAUAACAAUUCGUUUGCAGGGAAUAUUCCAUCUUCUUUAGGCCAACUUAGGGACUUGGAGCUACUUGAUCUCCGAAUGAAUGCCUUGAAUUCAACAAUUCCUCCUGAGCUUGGCCUUUGUACUAACCUCAGUCACUUGGCCUUGGCCGUGAAUCAACUAAGUGGGAACUUGCCUUUGUUCUUAUCCAAUCUGAGCAAAAUGGUCCAUGUAGGUUUAUCUGAUAAUUUUUUCACAGGUGAGAUCUCACCUCUUCUUUUUGCCAACUGGACUGAAUUGCUCUCUUUGCAACUUCAAAAUAAUUUGUUGUCUGGACAUAUUCCCUCAGAAAUCGGACAACUGUCAAAGCUCAAUCUUCUUUUUCUGUGCAAUAAUACACUUUCUGGCUCAAUUCCCCCUGAGAUUGGAAAUUUAAAAGACUUGCAAAGUCUAGACUUUUCAGAAAAUCAGCUUUCAGGAUCUAUUCCUCCAACAUUGUGGAAGCUCAAAAAUCUUCGAGUCAUGAGUCUUUUCUCCAACAAUAUCAGUGGAAUAAUUCCCCCUGAUGUUGGAAAUAUGACAUCCCUAGUAACUCUAGAUCUCAGCACUAACCAGCUGGAAGGGGAGUUGCCACAAACCAUUGCACACCUUCGUUCUCUAGAGUCAAUCAAUUUGCUCGCCAAUAAAUUUUCUGGUAGCAUCCCACGUGAUUUUGGCAAGUAUGGUAUCUUGAAAAAUGCUAGCUUUUCAAACAACAGCUUCGCUGGAGAAUUGCCAGCUGAACUUUGUAGUGGUUUGGCUCUUGAACAACUUACAGUUAAUGACAACAAUUUUACUGGGUCAUUGCCUACCUGCCUGAGGAAUUGCUCAGGAUUAACUAGAGUUCGGCUUGAUGGGAACCAAUUCACUGGAAACAUCACAAAUGCAUUUGGAGUUCAUCCAAAACUUGUUUUCAUUUCUCUUAGUGGUAAUCAGUUUAUUGGUGGAAUUUCACCUGCUUGGGGUGAAUGUGAAAACCUCACCAAUUUACAGAUGAGCAGAAAUAGAAUUUCUGGUGAAAUCCCAGCUGAGCUUGGGAAAUUGACCCAGUUGCGUGUUCUAAGUCUAGACUCGAAUGAUUUGAGUGGGAUGAUUCCCACUCAACUGGGAAAUCUGAGCAAGUUAUUCAGUCUCAACUUGAGCAACAAUCAUUUAAGGGGAGUGGUCCCUUUGAGUUUGGGCAAUUUGUCAAAUCUUGAAUCUCUUGAUUUAUCUUAUAACAAGCUGUCUGGGGACAUACCACAGGAGCUUGGGAAUUGUAAGAAAUUAUCGACUCUGAAUCUGAGCCACAACCUCCUAUCAGGUGAAAUACCUUUUGAGCUGGGCAACUUAAGCUCACUGCGGUACUUAUUGGAUCUCAGCAACAAUUCACUCUCAGAAAAAAUACCUGAUAAUCUGGGAAAUCUUACAUUUUUGGAAAAUCUCAAUAUCUCACACAAUAAACUUUCAGGAAGAAUUCCCACAGCAUUGUCUGGCAUGAUUAGUUUGCAAUCUUUUGAUUUCUCCUUCAAUGAGUUAACGGGACCUAUCCCAGCUGGUGGCAGGUUCCAAAAUGCAUCUGCAGAAGCUUUCGUUGGAAACUCAGGUUUGUGCGGAAAUAUAGAAGGAUUAUCUGCAUGUAGUCCUGUGGCAUCAAGUGGCAAAAAGGUUCUCAUGGGCAUCAUUGUUACAGUAUCAUUGAGCUUGUUAGCAAUAUCAAUAUUCAUUGUUGCAGUUCUAAUAUCUUGUCGCAAGAGGGAACCACAUGACGAAGAGAUCAAAGGUGUAAAAAAAUAUGAGUGUUCUGAGUCAAUGAUAUGGGAAAGAGAAGGAAAAUUCACACUUGGAGAUUUUGUUAAGGCGACUGAUGACUUCAAUGAAAAGUACUGCAUUGGAAAAGGAGGAUUUGGAACCGUUUACAAGGCUGUAUUGGCUACAGGUAAAGUUGUUGCAGUCAAGAAAUUAAAUAUAUCAGAUUCAAGUGAUAUUCCAGCAAUAAAUCGCCUGAGUUUUGAGAAUGAGAUUCGAAUGCUGACCGAAGUAAGGCAUCGGAACAUCAUCAAGUUUCAUGGGUAUUGUUCUAGGAGGGGCUGCUUGUACUUGGUUUAUGAGUAUGUUGAGAAAGGAAGUUUAGGAAAGGUAUUGUAUGGGGGAAAGGAGCUUGGUUGGGCUACAAGGGUGAAGAUUGUGCAGGGAGUGGCUCAUGCAAUUGCCUACUUGCACAAUGAUUGCUCUCCACCAAUUGUUCAUCGUGACAUAUCUUUGAAUAACAUUUUGCUCGAGUCAGAUUUUGAGCCACGACUCUCAGAUUUUGGCACGGCAAGACAGUUGAAUAGAGAUUCUCCCAACUGGACUACAGUUGCUGGUUCCUUUGGCUAUAUGGCCCCAGAGCUGGCGCUUACAAUGCGGGUCACAGACAAAUGUGAUGUUUAUAGCUUUGGAGUGGUGGCACUAGAAGUUCUGAUGGGAAGGCACCCAGGAGAACUUUUAUCUUCACUAUCAUCACUAAAAACAUCAAUGUCAAAUAAUCCAGACUUGUCUGUAAAGGAUGUGCUAGACCCGCGGCUUCCAUCUCCUACAAGCCACUUAGCAGAGCAGGUUGUUUUUAUAGUUAGGGUUGCCUUAGCAUGCACGAGUACAACUUCAGAGGAACGACCUGCCAUGCAUUCCGUGGCACAAGAACUAGCACUACGAAGAAAAGCUUGCCUGCCUGAGCCACUGGAGAAUAUCACUCUUAGCAAGUUAACGGGCUUUCCAAGAUAUAACAGAACAGGAUGAACUUUUUAUUUUGGUUUGUCAAGGAACCUGCCUACCAUUUUCUAGAUCACAAUUUAGGGAGCUAGUACUACCCUGGAAUGAUGUACAACAGUAAUGAGGUGCAUAUACCCUUCAUGUAACUAUUUACUGGAAUAAGGAUAUAUUUAAUAUGGGCUACUAUUACUGAAGUUAACUAGGUCCAAACUGCAACUGCAAGGUUUUGAAGUAUUCAAUAUAUAUGCUGCAUUAACAUUCUUUAUUUUGUGUUUCCCAU